Molecule: messenger RNA, 2619 nt
Organism: Sipha flava (yellow sugarcane aphid)
Lineage: Eukaryota; Metazoa; Arthropoda; Insecta; Hemiptera; Aphididae
Exons: 1
Coding region: 1-2619 (872 amino acids)
Biological process (GO): DNA repair; telomere maintenance
Molecular function (GO): DNA helicase activity
Source: RefSeq, a predicted model, not a curated record
AUGAUUCAUGGACCAUGUGGAGUUUUAAAUACAAACUCUCCGUGUAUCACGGAGGGAAGGUGCUCAAAAAAAUUUCCAAAAUUAUUUCAGAGUCACACAUCAACUGGCGAUGAUGGUUACCCCAAAUAUCGGAGACUAUCACCUGAAGAAGGCGGACAAAUUGCUAUAAUUCGAAAUAAUGAUAUUGAUAACAGGUGGGUAGUCCCUUACAACCCACUGUUGCUUAAAAUAUUUGACGCACACAUAAACGUGGAACUGUGUAGCUCUGUAAAAUCAAUAAAAUAUAUUACCAAAUAUAUAAACAAAGGUAGUGAUCAAGCUACAUUUAGUUUAGACAAUCGAAAUGAAGUGGAACAAUUUCAAUCUGGUCGAUACAUAUGUAGUUCUGAAGCGGUUUGGCGUAUUUUAUCUUUUGAUGUACACAAACGAGCGCCUGCUAUUAUUCACUUGGUAGUUCACUUAGAGAAUGGACAAAGGGUUUUUUUUACACAACAUAAUGUCAAUGACAUUGUGAACAAUCCACGUGAUACUACAAUGACUGCUUUUUUCAAAUUAUGUGCUAAAGACGAAUUUGCUAAAACCAUAACAUAUGACAAGGUUCCAAAUUAUUAUACUUGGAAUCAAUCUAUCAAAAAUUUCCAACGACAAAAACGAGGAACCCCCGUCGAAAAUCAUCCUGGGGUAAAAAAAACUGAUACCCUUGGCAGAGUGUAUGUAGUUCAUCCGAAUAACAGUGAAUGUUUUUACUUAAGAAUGUUACUCCACGUGAUCAAAGGUCCAAUUUCUUUUGCAAGUCUACGAACUGUGCAAGGAGUGACGUACGAUACAUUUCAAGAAGCAUGCAAAGCAAUGGGUUUGUUAGAAGAUGAUUUACAAUGGGAAAACACAUUAUCUGAAGCUACUGUAUGUUGUACUUCACCGUCUAUAAGAUAUUUAUUUGCCAUUUUGAUAGUAUUUUGCCAAGUAACAGACCCGAUAAGACUUUGGCAAAAUCAUCGUGCAAGUAUGGCUGAAGACGUAUUGUUUCGAAAACAAAAAGAAUGUCCAUCAGAUGAUAUAAAUUACGAUGAAAAUAUUUUUAAUGAAGCUUUACUUGAGUUGAAUAAAGUGGUGCAAUCAGUUUCUGGCAAAAAUAUCACUGAUUUUGGAUUAAUUCUAUCGAACAAUAUAGAUCUGAAUACCAAUACUGAAUACUUGCGAGAGACGUCCUACGAUAGUGUCCGUCUAUUACAGGUCGUUCAAAAUGAGAGACGUUUAAACUCUGAUCAGAAAACGGUUUAUGACGCAGUAAUGACAUCUAUUAAUAAUUACGAAGGCAAAACAUUUUUCCUUGAUGCCCCUGGAGGUACAGGAAAAACAUUUUUAAUUAACUUAUUGCUCGUCAAAAUAAGAACAGACAGAAAAAUCGCUCUUGCUGUGACUUCAUCUGGAAUUGCAGCUACGCUUUUAGAAGGUGGUCGAACUGCGCAUAGCACUUUCAAGAUCCCGCUAAAAAUGUCCUACGACGACACAUCAAGUGUCUGUAAUAUAUCCAAACAAAGCAACACUGCUCAAUUGAUGCGGGAUAGUGUAUUUAUUGUUUGGGACGAAGCAUCCAUGUCCCACAAAAGCUCGGUUGAGGCAUUGGAUAGAACCUUGCGGGACUUACGUAAUAAAAAUACAUUAAUGGGUGGCUGUACAGUCUUAUUUUCUGGAGAUUUUCGUCAAAUCUUGCCAGUUGUAGUAAGAGGAACGAGAGCUGAUGAAGUCAAUGCAUCAUUAAAGAGAUCUUACAUUUGGCCAGACAUAACUAAAUUGAAACUGAAAACUAAUAUGAGAAUAUUAUCAUCUGACCAAGGAAAUAAAACUUCUGCUGAUGCUUUACUCCAUGUUGGUAAUGGUCAGUCACUGACUAGAAAUGGUAAAAUUGAUCUGUCUGAGCUUUGUUUUUUGAUGUCUAAUUUGAUGGACCUAAUUGAAAAUGUUUACCCAGAUUUACCUAAUAUUUCGACUAAAACGCCAAGUUGGUUUCAAGAAAGAGCAAUAUUGUCACCAACUAACGAUCAAGUCAAUAAAAUAAAUAACAUGAUACUGUUAAAAUUCAACGCACCAACAAAAGUUUACUAUUCCAUUGACACUGUUUUAGAUGCAGAGGAGGCGAUACAUUAUCCAACUGAAUUUUUAAAUUCUUUAUCACCUUCAGGGACCCCACCACACAAAUUAAUUCUAAAAAUAGGGUCUCCUAUAAUUUUACUUCGUAACUUAAGUCCACCUAAAUUAUGCAACGGUACAAGAUUACAAAUAAAGUCUUUAAAAAACUGUCUGCUUGAGUGUAUAAUCCUUACUGGCUGCAGAGCUGGGGAAAUGGUCUUGGUUCCUAGAAUACCAAUGAUACCAACCAAUUUGCCAUUUCAGUUCAAACGGCUCCAAUUUCUUGUGAAAUUAAGCUUUGCAAUGACUAUUAAUAUGGCACAAGGUCAAACAUUAAACGUUGCAGGUUUAGACUUAACCGUCCAGUGUUUUUCCCAUGGUCAAUUGUACGUAGCUCUGUCACGUGUCACAUGCAAACAAAAUCUAUUUGUGAUGGCCCCAGAAGGUGAGACACUUAACGUGGUGUAUCCAGAAAUAUUUAAUAUUUAA